This is a messenger RNA of Gasterosteus aculeatus aculeatus (three-spined stickleback), 3035 nucleotides long. It is a transcript of the gene gdpd5a, whose product is annotated as glycerophosphodiester phosphodiesterase domain containing 5a. Gene Ontology annotation, biological process: positive regulation of neuron differentiation; lipid metabolic process. Gene Ontology annotation, molecular function: glycerophosphodiester phosphodiesterase activity. The record is from RefSeq and is a predicted model, not a curated record. Lineage: Eukaryota; Metazoa; Chordata; Actinopteri; Perciformes; Gasterosteidae. Gene Ontology annotation, cellular component: plasma membrane.
AGCGCGCCUGGGUGCAGCACUUCUUGCAGUGUGCUCCGGGGCUCCACCCACACCGUGUGUGACGGAUUACAGCUUUUUGAACUCUUCUGUGCCCACUGAAGGUACGUGUGUCCUCGAGGAGAAGCUAUCCUGCCUGUGAAACAUGACAUAGUUAAGUUCUCUGCUCGGCUGGACUGGACCGGACCGGAGGCCAAUGCGUCACUUCACCGACUUCUAUGAAUUGGUAUACCGUGAAGAGAGGACAUUAUGUCAACAUCCGCGGAGAUAAGUGAUUAACCGAGAGCCGGUCACGUGUCCGACGCUGUCCGCGAGGAGAAGGGCCGCCGUGGAGGUUCCCAGUCCUGUGUGGGAUGUUAACGGACUGGAGGCGCGUUGAUGCUGAAGGAGCAUGGUGAAACACCAACCCUUGCAGGUCUAUGAGAAACAGGUCUUUGUGUCCUUUGUCACUGGGAUCUAUGGUUGCCGCUGGAAACGCUACCAGCGUUCCCAAGACGACAGCUCCAGGUGGGAGUGUACAUGGUUUGUCAUCUUGUGCAGUUCCUUCCUCCUUCUCCUCUUUUGGGCCUACUUCUGGUUGGUGGCUCAAAAUGAUUUCAAUGAGUUCAACUGGUCUGUAUACAACCGCUCCGGAGAAUGGAAGGACGAGACAAUCCCCAUCCUCGCAUCCACCACCGUGGGAUUCAGCUACAUCACAUUCUUACUGAUUUUAGCACUUUUCCAUAUAUCCUUGGGCCAGCAGCUGAACCUUUACUGGGUUCACAAGAUUGGAGUGUUGGCUAUGCUGCUCACCACCAUCUCCGGCGUCAUAUCCGUCGAUGACAUAUGGGGAGAUGAGUGGGAGAUCAUUCUGGUUUCACUACAGUCCACCGCACCCUUCCUGCACAUUGGAGCCCUGGUGACAGUCACAGCCAUCAGCUGGUUGGUAGCUGGAUAUGUGGUCCGCAGAGAGAGAUCCAAUUUUCAGGUGAUGAUGUUACUGAUCUACAUGGUCGUCCUCCUGACUGUGUAUUUGGCACCGCUCACAUUCACCUGCCCCUGCAUCAUGGACCGCCACAGCCUCCGACUGCGACCAGACGUCAUCGGUCGGCGAGGAGCUCCGAUGGUGGCCCCAGAAAACACCAUGGUGUCCUUUAACAGAGCCCUGCAGUAUGGAGCCAGCUCCUUGGAGGCAGACGUCACAAUCAGUGUGGACGGUGUUCCCUUUCUUAUGCGAGACCGCACAUUGAAGCGAACAACAGACGUCAGUAAGGUCUUUCCAGCCAGACAGUAUGAUGAUGCCUCUUUCUUCAACUGGACUGAGAUUCGCUCUCUAAACGCAGGCCAGUGGUUUUUGGAGAGUGACCCGUACUGGACAGUAGAAACCCUCACAGCGAGGGAUCGCGGCAGAAUGGGUAACCAGACAGUCUGCAGUCUGGUGGAAUUGCUGCGUCUGGCAGCCAAGGCCAACAGCUCCGCACUGCUCAAGGUCCGCAGGCCUCCGCCAGAGCACCCGCGCUACCGGACCUGGUUCAUGGACGCACUGUGGGCAGUGCAGAAAGCAGGGAUCACCCAGAAGAGGGUGAGGACUGUGACGUGGACCCCCGACACUGACAGGGGGAGGGUGCGAGGUCUCCAGCAGACCGCAAAUGAGAAGCUGUCCGUGGAAGAGAUGAGGCAGAGGGGACUAACGAGCCUGACCCUCCACUAUAGCAAGGCCAGCACCAAAGACAUACAGGAGUAUCUGGCCAAUAAUGUCAGUGUGACUGUGUACCCAGUGAAUGAGCCUUGGCUCUACUCCAUCCUGUGGUGUAGCGGGGUGCCUUCUGUGUCCUCCGAUGCCCCCCAAGUCCUCCGAAAGGUGCCUUACCCCAUCUGGCUCAUGAGUCGGAACGCUUACCGCUUCAUCUGGAUCACUUCAGAUCUGGUGUCCAUUGCCGUAGUCAUCGGGAUUUUUGGUUUUCAAAACUAUCAUAUGAUCAGGUGGAGGAUGAGAGGAAUGCAGAACUAUAACCCAGAGCAGAUCAUGCUGAGCGCCGUGACGCGUCGUUCCAGUCGAGACGUCAACAUCAUGAAGGAAAAGCUCAUAAUCUCAGAACCCCACAAUGGGCUCAGCAGUACAGAGGAGCUGUGUCUGUACCCUGAGAACGGUUAUGCCACAUACUCUCAUGGAGAGCUCAGUCACUGAACCAAACACACGACAGCUGGACCUCUGAUCUCAGAGCUUUGCUGACUGGAUAAUAUUUUGUCAUUGGAAGGAAGAAGGAUCACAGAUGGUGGAACCAAUCUGUUAGUCAACUUAGAUCAGGAGUUAUGACCGCGUUGAUACCAAUUUGUAUCUAAAGUAUUUGCCCUAUGAUACAUACGUUUAAAAAAAAAAACACAAUAUUCAUUUUCUAAUUUGCAAGUUUCAUGUAAUACAUAUAUAUGUGUGAUAUCAUUUUGUAUGUCUUUUUUUUCCCCUCAAGACUGCCAGAAUUUCCUUUUGAAAAUACUCACUUCAACAUUGUUGUAAAGAAUCAUUUUCUUGUUUUCAGUGUGGACAACAUGCCUGGUAUUUGUCCAUGUCGUUGUCUCUUCGGGGGUCAGCUGACCGAUGACCAAGUGUUUCAUAAUGAGUCAAAUGCCAUUUGCAAUAGAUCCUUUGUCAAAGUGAAACCAGAAUUCAUGUUUCUCAAAUUGUUGUCCAAAUCAAUUAUUAAUCAUGAAUAACUCAUUUUAAAAGAUGAUGUCAAAAUGUUUCCUGGAUACAUAUGUGUGGGGAGUUGGGGCAAAAUCCAUUUGAAGAUCACAGAAAGGAGAAUCCGUUCGCGUGAGUGACUUUUGAGCUAAUACUGGCUGUAAUGUUGCUCUAAAUUUUUUUCAUUUUUCACUGUUUUAUAACAGAGUUGUAGUGUUCUUUAUUAUAAGCUGAUGUAAAUAUGAGUUGUUUUUAUUCUCUUUUUCAAUGCUUUGGACAGCAAUUGUGUACUUUCUGUUUUCAUUUAUUACCACUGUGACUGAUAAGGGAGGGGGUUGGAGGUAUUGAGAGCAUUGUGAUAAAUGUUUUUUUUCUGUCA